AUUCGUUGCUUUCUGUUAUUUUAUUAUCAGUUUUUGAAAAAUUUUACAUGUAAUACCAAAUGAUAUGCUUUCUCAUAUACAUUCCGUUCUCGGAAUUUUGUAUAGCAAACAAUAGAUAUUCUACUACAUCUACAGACUUAGUUUUAUCCAAGGAAAACAAAAAACUGUUAUUCAACCCAGAUUGCUACGUGGGAAUUCUUUUGGAUUACAUUUGCCAAACUGUUGGUGUACCCAAAGAAGAACAAGAGAAUAUUGACUUGCUUGAUGAGAAACUGAAUUUUUUGAAUAUUUCCAUGUAUCCACCAAACGCCGAAGGUAUCGAGAUUUUUAACAAUAGAAUGACUUAUUACCUAGCCUACAGAAUUGAUAAAGUUUUUCAGCCACUCUUAGCUGUGGAUAGUCACGAGAGCGAUGAAUUUCUCAAUUCAACAAAAAGACGUUCAAAGAGACGUUCAAGUUUAAGUGCGACAUCUAAAAAUUCAAAAAAUGCUAUUAAGAAUUCACUUCAUACUUUACCAGAGUUAAGUAUAUCAACAAAGAGGAGUCCAAAUUAG
Molecule: messenger RNA, 554 nt
Organism: Diorhabda sublineata
Lineage: Eukaryota; Metazoa; Arthropoda; Insecta; Coleoptera; Chrysomelidae
Exons: 5
Coding region: 60-554 (164 amino acids)
Source: RefSeq, a predicted model, not a curated record